Messenger RNA from Laccaria bicolor S238N-H82, 927 nucleotides. RefSeq lists its product as uncharacterized. The record is from RefSeq and is a predicted model, not a curated record. The transcript is spliced from 4 exons. The coding region runs from base 1 to 927 and encodes 308 amino acids. Lineage: Eukaryota; Fungi; Basidiomycota; Agaricomycetes; Agaricales; Hydnangiaceae. Gene Ontology annotation, cellular component: membrane.
AUGCGGAUUUCUCUUAUCCACACGACUCUAGUCCUCUUGACCGUUUUACACUCAGUCAGCGCCCUCCCCGGGUUUUUAGAUGGCUGGUUUUCAUUUCUUGGUUUUGGUCAGUUUUACUUGAGUCGCCUCCUCCCUUUCACUUCCUUGAUAUUCAACCGAUUUGAUUUAUCAGCCAAGGAUACUGAGAAGAAUGUUGAGCAUUUCGCCAAAGUGGUCGGCGUGAAAGCCGUGGAAUUCAAGAAAGAGGCCAGCCAUACGGUUGUGGGAUUCGCCAACGUGGUCGGUGAAGAGGUUGCCCGCCUCGCUGGCGUGGUUGUACACGAUGUUGACGCUGUCGCCAACAAGACAAUAGUGGAGUUCAAGGAAUCCAUCACUGAUGUCGUUUUCAAGGUGCAAGCAAUGGAAUAUGACAUGCACGAUGAUCUAGAGGAACAUGGGGUCAGUUCCGAUCGCAUAUUCGACAUGUUCUCCGCCCAAAUGGCGUCCAUGUUUGAAGACCUAAAGGCAGAGUUUCACGAACCCCUCCCGGAACUGCAGACCGCUGCGUAUAAGGACCGGGCUGUAAUAGUGGGUCGCUUCUUGGACAUGGUGGAGGAUGAGUUUGUCACGGUUAGCGCUUUGUGGCAUAUGUCAGAAAGUGAUGCCCGAAAGAGCUUUGCUACCAUCAAACCCGCGUUUAGUAGUGUCAUUCUCAUCACUGUCAACCUGAUCAUAAACCAUCCUGAUUUAUUCAUCUCUAUCGCUUUGCUCCUAAUUCCUGAAAACUGGUUUCUUGGCCCGUUGUUGAGAUUAUUUGGUUUUGGUCCCUUGGGGCCAGUCAAAGGAUCUGCUGCUGCGUGGUUACAGGGGCAACUGUGGGGAGGUGCUAUCAAGGAGGGGAGCUGGUUUGCCAUACUCCAAUCUGCGGGGAUGAAAAUGGCCCUGUAA